AUAUCUCGCACCUGCACUACGCUGCGGUCGGUGGUGGUGCAUUGCUCCAGUCUUGUGUACCUGUUGGGCGGACUGAGGGGAGUUGCAUCCCACGUCAUUGUCGUCACAGCUGCGCUUCACUUCCACGCCUGCGACUCUCCUCCCCCGGUCUCUUUUCGUCUUGCCUCUUUCAACUCGCACAAGACUCGGCUACGGAGCAAAGUGACAAGAUCACACUCGACUGAGCUGUGGAAAAGCAGAAACCAAACAGGAAAAGAGAAAAAAGAGGACGAGAGAGUGAAAAUGUCAGACGACGAGGGACAGGGCCUCGCCUACAAGGUGUACAUCACGGCGCCGGAGCUGGACGAGGCGACCGUCAUCAGCGCGCUCUGCGACGACGACGAAGAGGACGCGGACAACUUCAAGGUCGAGACGCUCGCGGGACACCCGACGCAGGCCGUCAUCCGGCAUCACCGCGCGGGCAAUCACGACGACGACGUCAACGCCAAGCUGCUCCUGGUGUUCGACUCGGACGACCUGGAGGAGCGCGGCGCCCUGCUCGUGUCCCUGGACGAGUACCACGGCUUCGACGACGGCGUGCGGCUGCCGCCCUCGGACGCCAACAACUCCAUCAGCUCGCUGAGCAUCGCCAACGAGGACUGGUACACGCUGCGGCAGGACGUGCCCGACGAGAAGACGGACGCGACGCCCGUCGAGUGGUUCGCGCUGUACGACGCGCUCCCCAAGGACGAUCGACGGGGGAACUUCGACGCCGCGCUGCGGGCCAUGAACAAGGGCGUCCAGGACGUGGGCGCGGACGAGCCCGACGAGGAGGGCGACCCGGACGAGCUGCCGCGCUUCUACAAGGCGGCGCGCGCGGAGGCCGGAGACGACAUCGAGCGCAUCGCCGACGGGCACGCGGCGUACGCGGAGGAGCACGGCGUCGACGCGGCGCGCUUCGCCGCCAUCGACGCCGACUACGAAGCCGACGGUGCGCUGUUCGUCCAGGUGGAGCCCGAGUGGGACUCGUUUCGCUGCAGGGGCGACGUCGCCGGGGAGAUUCUGCGAUGGAUCUACGUGAAUCUGAUGACCUGGGACGAGGCCAGGGAGUUUGCAGGGCGGCAGUAGGGCUGG
This is a messenger RNA of Purpureocillium takamizusanense, 1113 nucleotides long. RefSeq lists its product as uncharacterized. Bases 283 to 1107 code for a protein of 274 amino acids. The transcript has a single exon. The record is from RefSeq and is a predicted model, not a curated record. NCBI's taxonomy places the organism in Eukaryota, Fungi, Ascomycota, Sordariomycetes, Hypocreales, Ophiocordycipitaceae.